Molecule: messenger RNA, 2807 nt
Organism: Catharus ustulatus (Swainson's thrush)
Lineage: Eukaryota; Metazoa; Chordata; Aves; Passeriformes; Turdidae
Gene: SETD6
Product: SET domain containing 6, protein lysine methyltransferase
Exons: 9
Coding region: 236-1603 (455 amino acids)
Biological process (GO): peptidyl-lysine monomethylation
Cellular component (GO): nucleus
Molecular function (GO): protein-lysine N-methyltransferase activity; protein binding
Source: RefSeq, a predicted model, not a curated record
CCACAGAGAGGCACCACAAGGGCCUCAGUUCCUUCCGGAAGGUGCCCGGAGGCUGGAGCCUACAGAGAGGUACCGUGAGUCCCCUCUGAAUGCAGCGAGCAGGAAACUCCCGGGCGCGUUUCCUCCGCGGCUCCCCCCGGCCCCUUCUGUCCCUUGGUGGCCGCCUUAGCCCGGCCCGUGGGGCGGAGCUCCCCCACCCGGAAGGGCCGGACCGGGACCACGUGUUGGUGGGGUCAUGGCGUCGGCGCCCAAGAGAUUCAAGGCGGCGGUCGAGAGCGGCGCCCAGGGAAAGAAUAGUGUCGACCCCCUCUCCGGGUUCCUGGCAUGGUGCGGGCAGGCCGGGGUGGAGCUGAACCCCAAGGUCCGGCUGAGCAGGGAGGGCGCGGUGGCGGGGUACGGGAUGUUGGCGGCCGAGGAGCUGGAGGAGGGAGAGGUGCUGUUCACCAUCCCUCGCACGGCACUGCUGUCCCAGCACACCACCUCCAUCCACGCACUCUUGCAGGAAGCCCAGGAGUCCCUGCAGAGCCAGUCCGGUUGGGUCCCUCUCCUGCUGGCCUUGCUACACGAGUACACAGCCAGCAACUCCCACUGGCAGCCGUACUUCUCCCUCUGGCAGGACUUCCGGAGCCUGGACCACCCCAUGUUCUGGCCUCAAGAAGAGCGAACAAGGCUCCUGCAGGGCACAGGCAUCCCAGAAGCUGUGGACAAGGAUCUCGCUAACAUCCACCUGGAGUACAACUCCAUCAUUCUGCCUUUCAUGGAGACCCACCCCAACAUCUUUGACCCCAAACUUCAUACUCUGGAGUUGUAUAAGGAGCUGGUGGCAUUUGUCAUGGCUUACAGCUUUCAGGAACCUUUGGAGGAGGAAGAAGAAGAUGAGAAGGGGCCCAAUCCUCCCAUGAUGGUGCCUGUAGCAGAUAUUUUGAAUCAUGUGGCCAACCACAAUGCCAACCUGGAAUACUCUCCUCAAUGUUUGAGGAUGGUUACAACACAGCCUGUGGGGAAAGGAGAGGAAAUCUUCAACACCUAUGGGCAGAUGGCCAACUGGCAGCUGCUGCACAUGUAUGGCUUUGCAGAGCCCUACCCUGGCAACACCCAUGACACAGCUGACAUCCAGAUGGUGACACUGCGCAGGGCGGCUCUGCAGCGUGCCAAAAGUGAAGCGCAGCAGCAGCUGGUCUCAGAGCAGUGGGACUUCUUGUGCCAGCUGGAGAUGGUGGGAGAGGAAGGCGCCUUUGUGCUAGGCUGGGAUGAGGUGCUGACAGAGGAAGAGCUGUCUGUGGCCCUCAAGGUGCUCUGCAUGUCAGAAGAAGAAUUCAAGGAGUAUAAGGAGCAAGAUGGCUGGGAAGACGACAGUGAGGAAGAGGAAAACUCUACCCUUUCAAAUGAGGCCCUCGCCAGACUUAAAACCCCUUGCAAGAAGCUCCUUUAUGACAGUGUGCUGCUGACUCUGGAGUCCUAUGGGACAGACCUGAAAGCAGAGCAGGACUUGCUGAAUAACAAGGAGGCUUAUGAGAAACUGAGCCGAAGGGAGCAGCAAGCGCUGCAUGUGCGCUACGGACAGAAAAGGAUCUUGCAUCAGCUUCUAGAGCUGAUACAAUAGAAACCUCAGUGCCCCUGGACAGGAUCUGGCUAGGGCUGAUCCUGAGGGAAAGAUCAGCCAAUGGCCAUCUCUUCUGUAGCAGAGGACAAGAUGGGAAGACUGACUACAGGUCCACUUGUCCCUCAUACAGCACAUGGAUUUUUAGCUACCUCUACAUAAAGAAGUUUCUUCACAGCACAGAGGUGGUUUUGAGUGGCCUUAUUGUACCAUGAGAACUCUGGAGCACAAAUUCCAUUUCUUUUCAGAGGCCAUGAGAAACCCCAGCCAUCCUAAUGGCUGUUUCAGGAAGGCAGACAUACACUCCCAGAACAGCAGAGGAUUCCCUCAUUCAGCAUCAGAAAUUUAUGGCAAGAGCUUCUCCUUGUCCAGAUUAAGAGGGCAGACAUCCAGCUGUUAGCUCUUACCUUAGAGAGGUUUAGAGUAAAUAUCUGGCAGGUGGACCUGCUGACAACACUAAACUAUACAUACAACACUAAAUGUGUACAUAUUUUAUGUUGAACAUUUUCAAGAGUACAAGCCCAUCUAGCUGGUCUUCAUAUAGGCUCAGUAUAACAAAUAUUACCUUUUAUUUCCACAAAAGGUAUUUCUUUGUGGGCUUGAGACUUCUCUGGAAGAGCACUGUCACAGUUCCACAACCACUGCAGGCUGAGAAUUUGAUACACACCCUCUGCUUGAUGCAGUUCUACCCUGAACUCACUUUGGUUUUGCAUGACAAAACACUGACAGUUGCCAGGCCAAGCACUAUUUAAUAAAAAUGAGUUUUCUUACCCAGCCCAUGCUCUCUACUUCAACAGGGUGUGAAGCCCCAUCUAAGGGCAGGGGGAUUGUUGCUGCUGCUGCAGAUAGAAGGAAAACCCACACUGCACUCAUGACAAAGCUACAGCCCUGCCUGCAGUGCCUGGGGACAGGAUGGUUUAACAGUACUGAGGGGAGCUUGUUCUGGUUUCUCAGAUGGGAGAAUAGUGAAUUUGACCAGGAUCUCACACAGCUGCUGCUAUCCUUCAUAGGGACAGUGUUAAAAUUGGUAUUUUGGUAUCCUGUGUCUCUCCAAAGAAAUCAUACUGGAAAACAUACAUGUCAGAGGAGUAUUACAUUUGAUAUCUUGGUUAAAGUUUGGGGUUUGGGUUAAAACUUUGUUUUUUAGAUAUGCACAAACUUGAUGAUGACCAAAGCAUAUAAAAGGUUUGAACACUGUAUAACAAGA